CCUUCUUCUCAGUUCUCACCCACCCAAACACCGCCGCUGAAACCUCCGGUUCUCAGCACACAGCGACCUGCUCAACCGUCUCCACUAGCGCUCGGCCAAGAUGGACGUCGCCGACGCCGCCUCCCCGUCUGGCCAGGACCAGCAGGGGCACAGGACGGUGUCGUCUGAGCCGCCGAAGCGCCCCGCGGGGCGGACCAAGGUCCAUGAGACGCGCCACCCGCUGUACCGCGGCGUGCGGCAGCGGGGACGGGUCGGGCAGUGGGUGUGCGAGGUGCGCGUGCCUGGGGUGAAGGGCUCCAGGCUCUGGCUCGGCACCUUCACCACCGCCGAGAUGGCGGCGCGCGCGCACGACGCCGCCGUGCUCGCGCUCUCCGGCCGCGCUGCCUGCCUCAACUUCGCCGACUCCGCAUGGCGCAUGCUGCCCGUCCUCGCGCCCGGGUCGUUCGGCUUCGGCAGCGCGCGCGAGAUCAAGGCCGCCGUCGCCGUCGCCGUCGUGGCGUUCAAGAAGCAGCAGAUUAUCCCAGUGGCCGUCGCCGUCGUGGCGCUACAGAAGCAGCAGAUUAUCCCAGUGGCCGUCGCCGUCGUGGCGCUCCAGAAGCAGCAGAUUCCAGUCGCCGUCGCCCUCGUGGCGCUCCAGGAAAAGCAGAUCCCAGUCGCCGUCGCCGUCGUGGCGCUCCAUCGGCAGCAGGUUCCAGUCGACGACCCGGCAACCUCCGGCCCGGGCAGCGCUCUGUUUUACAUGUCCUCCAGCGACUUGUUGGAGCUCGACGAGGAGCAGUGGUUUGGCGGCAUGGACGCCGGGUCGUACUACGCGAGCUUGGCGCAGGGGAUGCUCGUGGCACCGCCGGACGAAAGAGCGAGGCCGGAGGACGGCGAGCAGAGCGGCGUCCAGACGCCGCUAUGGAGCCAGAGCCACUUGUUCAACUAAUUUAGCAGUGUAAAGUUGUACCAUAGUCCAUAGAUAGUUGUGUUCUUUUCAAUUUGGAGAGAAACACAGUAGCAUCUUGUUCCUUCGUUGUACUAUAAGCUCCCGGUUUGAGUGUUUGUGAGGAAGGGGAUUGCAUAUUACACCAAUUAUUGGUCA
Molecule: messenger RNA, 1084 nt
Organism: Aegilops tauschii subsp. strangulata
Lineage: Eukaryota; Viridiplantae; Streptophyta; Magnoliopsida; Poales; Poaceae
Product: dehydration-responsive element-binding protein 1B
Biological process (GO): regulation of DNA-templated transcription
Molecular function (GO): DNA binding; DNA-binding transcription factor activity
Source: RefSeq, a predicted model, not a curated record